Messenger RNA from Mucor mucedo, 754 nucleotides. RefSeq lists its product as uncharacterized. The transcript is spliced from 8 exons. The record is from RefSeq and is a predicted model, not a curated record. NCBI's taxonomy places the organism in Eukaryota, Fungi, Mucoromycota, Mucoromycetes, Mucorales, Mucoraceae. The coding region runs from base 236 to 655 and encodes 139 amino acids.
CUUCUUUUUUUAAAUUUAUGGGGUGAAAUCUUAUUUCAUAUUUUUUUUGUAAGGAGUCUGCUGUUUGUUUUACAUUGUAACAAAGAUCGAGUUUUACUACCUUUUUUCUUCUGUUAUUUUUUUUUUUUUGGUAUAACCAGUGUUUGUACCACGAAUAGCUCGGCCUACACAUUAAACUUUGGAGCUAUUAUGAACUAGCAUCUUUUUCUCUUUCUUUUUAACUAAAAAUUCAAAAAUGUUUCCAAGUGAAGGUUACUUUUACGUCAAAUCUCAAAAGAACGGCUUAUUUGUCAGCGUAGAUGGCGAAGAUGAGGCUGGUAGUAAGCUUGUCACUGGACCCAAGGGUGAUGACGAUUCUCAGUUGUGGAGUUAUGAAAAUGGAUAUUUGGUUUCUAAGCAAACUGCAAUGGUGAUGGAUAUUGAAGGAGGUGAUUUAAAGUCUGACAAGAGAGUAUUGCAAUUUAACCGCAAGAAAACAAUGACACAUAACCAAAGAUGGGGAAUUCGUGACGGAUUUGUAUAUGUUGUAGCUGACCCAAGACUUGUUUUGGACACUCAGGAGGAUGAGGGCUCAUAUAUUACUGUAGCCGUAAAGAAGUCAGAAGAAAAUGAUCUUCAACAAUGGUAUCUUGAGCCUUACGAAGGCGACUGUUAAAUGUUGGAAAAAAUAAUAUUCCCAAGUACCAUCUUUUUUUAUUUUACCCGCCAGUUCCCCUCGUCCAAUUAAAAAAAGAAUUUAAAUAAAAAAAAAAAA